AUGGAAGAUAUCAAGAAAGCAUAUAGAACCAUGGCUCUCCGUUAUCACCCUGACGUGUGCGAUCCGAGUAUGAGGCUCGAAUGCACAAGAAAGUUUGUGGAGCUCAACAAGGCGUACCGUGCACUAUCCGACUCGAAGCUUGGAGAGAUGUACGAUUUGGACAUGGCCGUGAUGGACGGUUUUGAUGAGGAGGAGAAUAUGAGAAGGGUUUGGACGGCCCAGAUUGUUGGAUUGGAGAGAAGGUCGAAGGAUCGUGCAGCUAGGAGGAAUGCUCGAAAUCGAGGGCAAGGCAUGCCUCAUUCUUAG
Amborella trichopoda is the source of this 306-nucleotide messenger RNA. Its product is annotated as chaperone protein dnaJ 20, chloroplastic. NCBI's taxonomy places the organism in Eukaryota, Viridiplantae, Streptophyta, Magnoliopsida, Amborellales, Amborellaceae. The record is from RefSeq and is a predicted model, not a curated record. Gene Ontology annotation, cellular component: chloroplast.